Messenger RNA from Camelina sativa (false flax), 1170 nucleotides. RefSeq lists its product as uncharacterized. Gene Ontology annotation, molecular function: protein binding. The record is from RefSeq and is a predicted model, not a curated record. NCBI's taxonomy places the organism in Eukaryota, Viridiplantae, Streptophyta, Magnoliopsida, Brassicales, Brassicaceae.
GCACAUCGUAACUAUUAUAUUUAUUUAUUAAUCGGCGCCUCUCCUUCUCUCUCCGGUCAUACGCCUCCACCGGAUUGGGCCAUCUCACCCUCGCUUCUUCCUCUCCGGCGACGGCAAAUCAUAAUUUUUACUUCCUCUCACCGUCCGUCGAGUGGAGCAUGUACACUGAUAUGGAUCCUCGUCAAUUCGAACACUCCGUUGUGGAUGAUAAUGAUAUUCACAGCAUUGUAAUGUCAUAUCUUCUGCACAACUGCUUCAACGAAACUGCAGACUCCCUCGCUUCUUGUACUGGUGUUAAACAACCUUCUGAUGAUCGUGAUAAUAUCCAGAGAAGAAAACAAAUCAUACAUUUUGUAAUGGAGAUGAAGGCAUUGAAGGCUGUUGAACUAACUGAACAGUUAGCUAAAGACUUGCUUGAGAAAAACAAGGAUUUGCACUUCGAUCUUCUACGCCUUCAUUUUGUUGAGCUAGUCUGUGCUCGGAAAUGCAAUGAAGCUAUUGAAUUUGCUAAGACAAUAUUGGCUCCUUUUGGGACGGUUCAUAAAUACGUAGAAAAGCUUGAAGACGCAAUGGCAUUGCUGGCUUAUGAUGACCCUGAGAAAUCCCCAUUGUUCCAUCUCUUGAGCUCUGAAUACCGACAACAGGUUGCCGAUAAUCUCAACCGCACAAUUCUUGAACACACAAACCAACCAAGCUACACACCAAUGGAAAGGAUCAUACAACAUGUGACAGUUGUCAGACAAUACUUGACUGAGGAGAACGGCAAAGAUGCGUUUCCUCCAUUCUCUUUGAAGGAUUCUCUCAAAGGCUAAGAUUGGGGGACUACUCCAGAGUUUGCUAGGAGGAGGAUAUGCUAAGCAUUGUCAUGUAAAUACCUAAAGGCUUUGCUCAUCUCCAUUUAUUGAAUCUGUCUUCAUCUCCAGCAAACAUGGAGACAAGGUUAGUCUUCCAUGGCCACAGGAGAGAGUUCCGGUUUGCUGUUGCAGGAAAUCAAUACGUGAAGGGCAGUAUCUGUUUGGUUUGGUUUGGUUCAGUUCUCUAUCGGGAAAUUGUUUCCUUAACUUUUGUGCGAGUUUGGUCGAUAAAUCUGUGAUUCAAAUCCUUGGAAAACAUAUUUAACUUUGUAACUAUCGUUUAUGUUUUGGUAAAGAACACCCACAAUUCAAGAUU